AUGAAAUAUGAAAGAAAACUAUCACUUAUUUUAUUUGAAUUUAUAGAUUUAAUGGAAGAUUUAGCAAAAGCUUUAGCAGAAUAUCAUGAUCCACGUACGGAUCUUGUUCAUAAACAACAUUUACAUGAACAAUUAAAUAGAUUUUUAAUCGAUCGAAAUUCAUGGCAGAUAGCAUUAGCAACAUUUCAACAACAACAACAAAAUAAUCAAACUGUUGCACUCUCGCCAUUUUUGAUUUAUUUUUUACUUCAAGUACUUGAACAUUCGAUUCGUCAUCGUUAUGGUGAUCAACAACAAAUUCGUCAGAUACUUCUAUGGCUUUUUCUUCAUUUAUUUGAUUCUACACCUGUUUAUGUUCGUUCAAAAUUAUGUUUACUUAUUGUACAAAUGCUUCGUUGUGAUAAUCAAUGGUCAUUAGAUGAAUAUUUUCAAACUUGUUAUCACUUAAUUGAAACACAACCAUUCUUGGGUUUAUUACUUUUAACUACAACAAUCGAAGAACUCGGUCAAUUAAAUGAAGAUUGUACAAUAAAACGAUGUAAUCAAUUAAGAACUAUACUCAAUCAACAUGUUCCACAUAUUAUUCAAAUUAUUCAUGUUUUAUUAAAUAAAGAAAAUCAUCAAUUAAAAGAUCCAUUGUUAAUAAAAAAACAGAUAUUAAUAUGUUUGGAUCGUCUUAUUAAUCGUCUUUCGAUUCUCCCAUUAUCAUUACAAUUCAUUGAUGAUCUAUUUCAGUAUGCAUCAUCAACAUGGUCAAUAGAUGCUCUUAAUUGUAUUCAUGAAUUGAUACUUAAACAACAUCUACCACGACAAUAUGAUUCAAUUCUUCAUUCAUCACUUCGUCAUGUGAUUCAAUUAGUUUUAAUUGUCAAUCAAAAUUUAACCAUAAUAAUUAUAAAUAAAAUAACUGAAAUAUUGCAUUCAUUAUUUAAUUUACAUUUAAAACGAUGCGAAUCUAUUGAAGAUUUUCCAAUGUUUGAAUUAUUAACUGCUUUUUAUAAAUUUACACUUCAACAAACAACACAAGAUGGAUUUUAUGCUUGCUUGGAUAUUUGGUCAAUAUUUAUUGAAUAUAUAAAAACAAAAGAUGAAAUUCAAAUAAUGAAUAAAGAAAAUUCAUUCGAAAAAUAUUCACAAAUUUUACGUUCAUUAAGUCAAGAAUUAGUACAAAGAAUUCAUAAUGGACAAACAAUAAUAAAAACUUUAGAAGAAACUACUGAUUUAAAUGAUUCUGAUACAGCAAUUGAUCGAUAUGUACGAGAAUCUGUUGAUAUACUUAGUAAAUUAGCGGACAUUCCUAAUCUUUCAUCGAGUAUUUUACAGUUACUUAUAAGUCUUUUACAACCAGAUAUUGAAAAAUAUAAAAGUAUUCAAAAAUUAAUUCAAAUUUCACCAAAUUCUUCUCAACAAUAUUUAGUAAUAAAUAAUGAUUCUAUUGGCGUUUGUAGUCAAGUAUUAAAUAGUCUAAGUUAUUUACUUUAUGCAUUUUCACGUAUUGCAAAUUCUUGUCUACUUGAUGAUAAUAAUAAUCAACAAGAAAAUCAUUUUCAAACUAGUCUAACACUUGUACAUCAUCAAACACGAUCUUUUGAAUGUAUAACUAAUUUAAGUCAAUGGUUUAAUCAAAUGUUGAUUCUAUAUAAUUCAAAUCAAGAUAAUCGUCGAAUGCUUCAAGAAUUGAUAACACAUGUCAUUGAUAAUUGUGCACCUCUUAUCGAUAGAAAUAACUCUGAUAAACCCAUUGCUAUAUCAGCUGGUUCUUUUCUUUAUUCUAUUAUUCCUCUUACUCGUCAACAUGUAGCUUUUAAUGAAAUGAAUUCUAUAAAACAUUUAAUCAAUCGUAUUCUUACAUGGAAUGGCAUAUCUGAUUCAAAGACUAAUUUUCAACUGUAUAAAUUAGCAAUAAAAACAAUAUUAUUAAUAAUCUUAACUGAACAACAAUCUGCUGAACAUUGUUUCCGUACAAUUUUUCAACCAUUAAAUACAAUUUUAAAUGAAACAGUAAAUUUUUUUAAUCAUCAACAAGAUCAAUGUUUAAUACGUCGUUCAUUUCUUGAAUAUACAAUAUUACUUACAGAAUUAAUUGAAUCGAUUCGUACAGAAAAUAAUAAAAUGCGUCAAAAUCUUUUUUCAUCAAUACAAUAUUUAAUUAUAAAUUUAAAUCGUUUUUUACCAAUAAUUGUUAAUCGAGAUACAGAAUGUGAAACAGUACUUAUUUCAUUAUUAUUAACUUGUUUCGAGAUACUUCGAACACAAAUGGGUACAGAAUUAAUAAAUAGUAUUUUACAAACAACAUUUUCUGUAUUUAAUAUUGAAAAUAUUCGAAAUGUUCUUCGUGAACCAAAACCAACUGCUCAUACAGCUGUUUCGAGAUUUCUUGAAUUUCUAUCCUUACUUGUUAAUGAACCAGGAAAUAGUAAAUUAGCACAACAAUUUUUACCAACAAUUAUAGAAUUAUGUACAACAGCUUUAUAUCCAGCUAUUCGAGAAAAUUUUGCUUUAGAUAUUCGAGAAAAUUAUUAUAAACUUGUUCAUAAUUUAUUAAUUAAUAAUUGGCGAUAUUUCUUUAAAGGAAACGUUUUAACGACGUUUAAUGGAGAUAUUGAAACAACGGCUAAUGAACAUAGUUUUAUUCAAUUAAUGGAGGUAAAAGAACAUAGUUUUUAUAAUUCAUAA
Molecule: messenger RNA, 2676 nt
Organism: Rotaria sp. Silwood2
Lineage: Eukaryota; Metazoa; Rotifera; Eurotatoria; Philodinida; Philodinidae
Source: the annotation of a GenBank genome assembly